ACUCCUGCAGGCUAUAACACAUUCACCCACCCUGGAGUCAAUGAGAGAUUCUGUAGGGUGUUCACUGCAUGGCACAAGUACCUUGCAUUGACAGCAUCCACCAACAUCAUCCAUGAUGGAGCUGGUGGUUGGCUCAGUACUGCAGCACUCAAUGCCAUGGUUCAAAGUGCUGGUGGCACUCCUGAUCAGGAUAUGUUUGACAACUUCUUCAUUUGUGACACCAGUGACCCUCACUACAGGUUCAAAUCCUAUGAUGGGCUCUUCAUCAGGGAGUUGAAAGCUGUCCACCAUGCCAUGGUCUAUCCCAACAACCCAGUGAUCAUCAACUCUGCAUGCUCAUCUACUGUCCACAUGCUUUACUACAACCUCAAGAAGAUGGACAGAUUCUGGAUCAAAAAUACCCCCUACUCCCUCAACCACAUCCUCGCAGAGGAUGAGCUUGUUGACACAUUUGUCAACAGGACUCUUAUUCAGGCUAUGCUUGGAUCUCUUGACUACCACUGCUGGUGCAGUCCUGUGAAUGGUACUGUCAUGAAGACAUGCCUCAUUUCUGGUGUGACCCAUCCUAACCCACCACCUACCUACUACAUGGCUUGCUUAGAUGAUGGCCAUAAGGAUCUGGAUGAUGACUUUGUCUCAAACAUUUCCAUGCAUGCUUUGAUCUACAUCCAAGCUGAGGAGCGCAUUGGCUUGAUGUGUUUCAUGGGUGUUGGCUUGGGCAAGGUGUCGACCUGUAACAUUGUUGUCAAUGAGGGUCAGGAGCUCAAGAAGGGAGAUGAGCUGGGCCAGUUCCACUUUGGCAGAUCUACCCACUGUCUCAUCUUCUGA
Messenger RNA from Pisolithus orientalis, 828 nucleotides. RefSeq names its product phosphatidylserine decarboxylase-domain-containing protein. Gene Ontology annotation, molecular function: phosphatidylserine decarboxylase activity. Lineage: Eukaryota; Fungi; Basidiomycota; Agaricomycetes; Boletales; Pisolithaceae. Gene Ontology annotation, cellular component: mitochondrion. The transcript is spliced from 2 exons. Gene Ontology annotation, biological process: phosphatidylethanolamine biosynthetic process. The annotation marks the transcript as partial. The record is from RefSeq and is a predicted model, not a curated record.